Molecule: messenger RNA, 5027 nt
Organism: Propithecus coquereli (Coquerel's sifaka)
Lineage: Eukaryota; Metazoa; Chordata; Mammalia; Primates; Indriidae
Gene: PATJ
Product: InaD-like (Drosophila)
Exons: 38
Coding region: 33-4994 (1653 amino acids)
Molecular function (GO): protein binding
Source: RefSeq, a predicted model, not a curated record
UGCAGGUCCUGCAGGUUCUUGAUCGCCUGAAAAUGAAAUUGCAGGAGAAGGGAGACACGUCGCAGAAUGAGAAGCUAUCUAUGUUUUAUGAGACACUGAGGAGUCCUCUGUUCAACCAGAUACUCACACUUCAGCAGUCCAUCAGGCAACUGAAGGGGCAACUCAGCCAUGUACCCUCGGAUUGUUCAACCAACUUCGAUUUUUCUAGGAAAGGUUUGUUAGUGUUCACAGAUGGUUCCAUUAUUAAUGGAAAUCCCAACAGGUCCUCUAAUAACUUGACCGUAUCUGGGUUAUCGUCUUGGACCCCGAAGUUGGGAAAUGAAGACUUUAACGCAAUCAUUCUACAGAUGGCUCAGGGCCGGCAAAUUGAAUACAUAGAUAUAGAACGGCCUUCAACUGGAGGCCUUGGAUUCAGCGUGGUGGCCCUUAGAAGGCAAAAUUUGAGAGAAGUUGAUAUCUUCGUGAAGGAAGUACAGCCAGGGAGUGUAGCAGACAGGGAUCAAAGAUUGAAGGAAAAUGACCAAAUAUUGGCCAUUAAUCAUAUACCACUGGAUCAGAACAUUUCCCAUCAGCAAGCAAUUGCAUUAUUACAACAAACCACUGGAUCUUUACGUCUGGUUGUGGCCAGGGAACCAGUCCACACAAAAAGCAGCACUUCUACCAGCCUAACUGAUACAACUCUUCCUGAAACAGUUUGUUGGGGCCAUAUUGAAGAUGUUGAGCUCGUUAAUGAUGGUUCUGGAUUAGGUUUUGGAAUAGUUGGAGGAAAAUCAAGUGGCGUGGUUGUGAGGACUAUAGUUCCUGGAGGAUUAGCAGAUCGCGAUGGAAGACUCCAGACAGGAGACCACAUCUUGAAGAUCGGAAGCACAAAUGUGCAGGGGAUGACCAGUGAGCAGGUUGCGCAAGUUCUCAGGAACUGUGGGAGUUCAGUCAGGAUGCUUGUUGCCAGAGACCCAACUGGUGAAAUUUCAGUACCGCCUCCUGCUCCUACAGCCUUACCUGUUGUCCUGCCUACUAUAGCCAGCAGGAGCCCUGGUUCUGUUGAUGGUGUGAAUAUUCAGGGAAUGGCCAACCAGGAUGUUGUUGAAAUAUUACGAAAGGCAGGGCAGGUGGUACGCCUAACCCUUGUUCGAAGGAAGACACCUUCAUCUGCUUUUCCACUUGAACAGCCUUCAGACAGAGGAAUUAUAGAACCACCCAAAACACCAGGUCUCUUUCUAACUGGAGCAGUGGAAACAGAAACUAAUUUGGAUGGUGAAGAUGAAGAAAUUGGAGAAAAAAUGGAUAACCUAAAAAAUGACAACAUACAAGUCUUAGAAAAAUUGGAAAGAGUCCCAGGCUUUCCAGAAAAUGAGCUGAAAUCCAGAUGGGAAAACCUUUUGGGUCCUGAUUAUGAAGUAAUGGUUGCUACUUUGGACACACAGAUUGCAGAUGAUGCUGAGUUACAGAAGUAUUCAAAGCUGCUGCCUAUUCACACUCUGAGGCUUGGCGUGGAAGUGGACUCCUUUGAUGGGCACCAUUAUAUCUCUUCAAUAGUUCCUGGUGGUCCUGUUGAUACAUUGAGCCUCCUGCAGCCAGAGGAUGAGCUUCUUGAGGUCAAUGGCGUGCAGCUCUAUGGAAAAUCUCGCAGAGAAGCAGUCUCCUUUCUUAAAGAAGUGCCACCCCCUUUUACCUUGGUAUGCUGUCGAAGGUUGUUUGAUGACGAGGCCUCUGUAGACGAACCAAGGACCACUGAAACCUCUGUUCCUGAACUGGAGGUUGACCAGAAUGUAGACGUCAAUACUGAAGAAGAUGAUGAUGGAGAAUUAGCACUGUGGUCUCCUGAAGUCAAGAUUGUUGAGCUAGUAAAAGAUCAUAAAGGCUUGGGAUUCAGCAUUUUGGAUUACCAGGACCCUUUAGAUCCCACAAGAUCAGUGAUUGUGAUCCGUUCCCUGGUAGCAGACGGUGUAGCAGAGAGAAGUGGAGGACUAUUACCUGGAGACCGCCUGGUCUCAGUCAACGAAUACUGUUUAGACAACACCACACUUGCUGAAGCUGUGGAGAUUUUGAAAGCUGUGCCACGAGGCACUGUAUGCCUUGGCAUCUGUAAGCCUUUGGUGGAAGAUGAUAAAGAAGAAAGUUGUUAUAUUUUACAUUCAAGCAAUAAUGAAGAUAAGACUGAACUUUCAGAAACAAUUCAUGAUUUAAAUUCAUCUUUAAUACUCGAAGCACCCAAGGGAUUUAGAGAUGAACCACAUUUUAAGGAAGAACUUGUAGAUGAACCGUUUCUAGAUUUGGGAAAGGCUUUCCAGUCCCAACAAAAAGAGAUAGACAACAGCAAGGAGGCCUGGGAGAUGCGUGAAUUUCUGACUCCUAGGUUGCCGGAGAUGGGUGAAGAAAGGGAAAUGCUUGUCGAUGAAGAAUAUGAGCUGUAUCAAGAUCACUUUCAGUCCAUGGAGUUGUAUCCCUCGUCACACAUUCAAGAGGCCCCUCCUGUGCCCUCCAUGAAGGAAUUUCACUUUGCUACACAGUGGUUACAGGACAGUGAACCUCCUGGGUCUCAAGAAGGAAGAUCCAUGAGGAGCGUGUAUUCCCAGGAGACACAGCAGUAUGGCUAUUGCCCUGAAAACACGAUGGAAGAAAACUUUGGCAUGGAUUCUCUACCAUCCAUACCGUCAACUGAAGGAAACAGUCAGCAAGGCAGAUUUGAUGAUCUGGAAAAUCUUAAUUCAUUAGCAAAAAGCAGUCUGGAUUUAGGCAUGAUUCCGAAUGAUGUUCAAGGUCCUAGCUUGCUGGUUGACCUUCCUGCUGUGGCUCAAAGAAGGGAGCAAGAUUUGCCUUUAUAUCAACUCCCCAGGACCCGAGCUGUUUCAAAGACCUCAGCGUGCACAGGAACGUUGUCUUCUAGAUAUGCCACCAGUGCAUGUGAGUUACCUGAGAGAGAAGAAGGAGAAGGAGAAGAAACUCCAAACUUCAGCCACUGGGGUCCACCGAGAAUUGUUGAGAUUUUUAGGGAACCCGAUGUGUCUCUUGGUAUCAGUAUUGUUGGUGGACAAACUGUUAUAAAACGCCUAAAGAAUGGAGAGGAGCUUAAAGGUAUAUUUAUCAAACAAGUUUUAGAAGACAGUCCAGCAGGAAAAACAAACGCACUUAAAACUGGAGAUAAAAUACUUGAGGUGUCUGGAGUCGAUUUGCAGAACGCCUCCCACAGAGAAGCAGUUGAGGCCAUUAAGAGUGCAGGAAACCCCGUGGUGUUCAUUGUCCAGAGCUUGUCACCCACUCCAAGAAGGCAAGGAACUGCUCCACCUCCGAUGAAGCUGCCUCCUCCUUAUAAAGCUCCAUCCGAUGACAGUGAUGAAAAUGAAGAAGAAUAUGCAUUUACUGACAGUAAGUUCCUUUUUACUCUUCAGGAUAGAUAUGUCACGAUAAACAAUCAGAUCCUGUAUGGAAGAAGUCACCAAAAUGCAUCUGCCAUUAUUAAGACUGCCCCUUCAAAGGUCAAGCUGGUUUUCAUCAGAAACGAAGAUGCAGUCAAUCAGAUGGCUGUUACGCCAUUCCCGUUGCCAUCGAGUUCUCCGUCUUCUGUUGAGGAUCAGAGUGGCACCGAACCUGUUAGUAGUGAGGAAGAUGGCAGUUUUGAAGUUGGUGUUAAACAGUUGCCUGAAAGUGAAAGCUCCAAACUGGAAGACGUGUCCCAGGUGACUGGUCAAGGUGUAGUGGCAGAUCAGCAGAAGGCGCUGGAGUACCCACCUGACAAUGCUGUCAGCCAGGUGAAACAGCAAAAAUAUUCGACGAAAGUCUCUUUCGGGUCACAAGAGAUACCGUUAGCACCGCCUCCAUCGUACCAGUCAACAGAUGCAGACUUCACAGGCUACGGUGGUUUCCAGGCUCCUCUGUCAGUGGACCCUGCCACUUGUCCCAUUGUACCUGGCCAGGAAAUGAUUAUAGAAAUAUCCAAGGGACGUUCAGGGCUUGGUCUCAGCAUUGUGGGAGGAAAAGACACACCAUUGGAUGCUAUAGUUAUACACGAAGUUUAUGAAGAAGGAGCAGCAGCCAGAGAUGGAAGGCUUUGGGCUGGUGACCAGAUACUAGAGGUUAAUGGGAUUGACCUGAGGAGCUCCAGCCACGAAGAAGCCAUCACAGCUCUGAGGCAGACCCCCCAGCAGGUGCGGCUGGUGGUGUAUAGAGACGAGGCACACUACAGGGACGAGGAAAACUUGGAGAUUUUCCCUGUGGAUCUGCAGAAGAAAGCCGGCCGAGGGCUGGGCCUCAGCAUCGUCGGGAAACGAAAUGGAAGCGGAGUAUUUAUUUCUGACAUUGUGAAAGGCGGAGCUGCAGACCUGGAUGGAAGGUUGAUUCAGGGAGAUCAAAUCUUAUCUGUGAAUGGGGAGGACAUGAGAAAUGCCUCACAGGAGACAGUGGCCGCCAUCCUCAAGUGUGCACAGGGUCUUGUGCAGCUAGAGAUCGGAAGACUCCGAGCUGGUUCGUGGACCUCGGCAAGGAAGACAUCACAGAACAGUCAGGGGAGUCAGCACAGCACACACAGCAGCUGCCGUCCCUCCCUCGCCCCUGUCGUCGCCGGCCUGCAAAACCUGGUCGGCACAAAAAGAGGUUCAGAUCCUGCCCAGAAGAACUCAGGCACAGACAUGGUGCCAAGGACCGUUGAGAUAAUCAGAGAGCUCAGUGAUGCCCUUGGAAUCAGUAUUGCUGGAGGAAAAGGAAGUCCCUUAGGAGAUAUCCCUGUAUUUAUUGCCAUGAUUCAGGCCAGCGGAGUGGCUGCACGUACACAGAAGCUUAAAGUUGGAGAUCGGAUUGUCAGCAUUAAUGGGCAACCUUUAGAUGGGCUGUCUCACGCGGACGCGGUUAAUCUGCUGAAGAACGCCUACGGGCGCAUUAUCCUGCAGGUUGUAGCAGAUACCAAUAUAAGUGCCAUAGCAACUCAGCUUGAAAACAUGUCUACAGGCUACCACCUUGGUUCACCCACAGCCGAACACCAUCCAGAAGACACAGAGUGAGUAUUCUGGAUGCAGAGGGCCUGCUAUGUGCGU